AUAUUCCGGACACGUCUGUUUUUAACUGUAAAAAAAUUAAAGGCUCAUCUUUCUUUUGAUGUCAUUUUAAAAAAUUUUUGACACGUUGGAGCCCUAUUAAUUUAAUAAAAUAAGAUGGGCCAAAAAUUUCAGUACGAUGAAAGUGGUGGAACAUUUUUCUAUUUCUUACUAUCAUUUUUAGCUUUAAUUUUGAUUCCUGCGACAUUUUACUAUUGGCCGAAAAAGAAAAAACGAGAUGUUAAAGAAGAUAUUAAACUGUGCAAUUGUCCACCAUGUAUGUCGAAAAGAGACCAUUUAAAGAGAAUGGAACCAUGGAAGGGUCCCAAGAAUUUUCUAAUUAAAUUAGUAAUCAUAUGUGGUUGGAUAGUACUAUUUUUUCUAGCUUAUAAGGUAUCUCAAUUCGAUUACGAAAUGUCUAAUUUUGACCCUUAUGAAAUAUUAGGAAUCCCUCUUGGUGCUAGUCAAUCUGAAAUCAAAAAAGCCUACAGAAAACUAUCAUUAAUCUUGCAUCCAGAUAAAGACACUGGAAAUGAGAAAGAAUUUAUGAAACUAACGAAAGCUUAUCAGGCUUUAACAGACGAUGAGGCGAGAAGGAAUUGGGAAAAAUACGGCAAUCCAGACGGUCCAGGAGCUAUGAGUUUCGGUAUAGCCCUACCAUCCUGGAUCGUCGAAAAAGAAAAUAGCGUUUGGGUCCUAGGGCUCUACGCUCUUGUUUUUAUGAUUGCCUUACCCACUGUCGUGGGCAUGUGGUGGUAUCGAAGUAUCAAAUACACCGGAGAUCAAGUGUUACUAGAUACCACACAUUUGUACUUUCACUACUUUAACAAAACUCCCAACGCUUUAAUUAAACGCGUCAUUAUGAUUUUGGCCGCCAGUUGGGAGUUCGAUAAAAAGCACAACUCUGAAAUCGAAGAAAGACAGUCCGACAAUCAAGAAGUUCCCCAACUCAUUAAGAAGCUUCCUAAUCUGGGGGAAAAGAAUAAAGAAAAACCGUUGUGUUAUUUGUACAGCAUCAAAGCUCGUGCUCUAAUUCACGCUCAUUUGAGCCGGAUACCUUUGAACCCUCUAACGUUAGAACAAGAUAGACGAUACGUCAUCGGAAAGUGUCCGUUUCUGAUCAACGAACAAGUCAACGCUGUUAAUGAACUGAUUAUUUUGGCGUAUUCAAGAAGAAUCCCCAGAUUACCGCCAAUAGAGACCAUAGAGAAUUGCAUGAAGCUGUCUCCUAUGAUAGUACAAGGCCUCUGGGAUUUUAAAUCGCCCCUGUUGCAACUACCGUACAUCAACGAUGAGAAUUUGAAAUAUUUCAUGUCGAAAAAACGCCAGAUAAAAUCUUUGCAACAGUACGCUCAGCUCAAAGGCGAUGAAAGAAGGAAUUUAUUGAAGAGUUUGAGCGACGAACAGUACGACGAUGUGAUGAAAGUGUUGGGGAAGAUGCCUUAUGUUGAUUUUCAGAUUCAAGUCGAAGUUAUGGACGACGACAACCCUAAUGAGGUAACAGCAGGUGCUAUCGUAACAGUCACUGUUACUCUAAUCAGGAAAGAUAUGAGCGUUCUCUUCGGAGACGAGCUCGCUAAAGACACCACCGAGAUAACGGAAAAUGGUGGUAUCGAAGAUGCAAAAGAAAGUACCGGGGAUGGUGCUAACGAAACCGUCGUUAAGAGACCUGCAUGGCUCAAGCAGAAGAAGGGCGGUAAGAAAACGAAGAAAUCGAAGCCGGUCAACAAGCAGGCGAACAAUGUAGCGCCCAAGUCGAAGACUGAAGAUUCACCAAAGCCAGCUGCGACUAAGAAAAAAGAUGCGUCUGCUUCGUCUAAGCACAAGGAGCACAAAAAAGAUGAAGACGAAGAAACUGAUGAAACAGAUGAAAGUGACGUCGAGAGCGCCGAACACAAUGAUAAAUCUUCGGGCGAUGAAGAUGCUAAUAAAUCGAACGAAGAUGACGAUCAGGAAUGGGAGAAGUUCCAAAAAAUCCGCGGAAGAGAGAGGUCUUUAGAAGGAAGAUCUAAAAUUUCGCACACGGUUCACUGUCCUUAUUAUCCGUUCGAUAAGCAGGAAUAUUGGUGGACCUACAUUUGCGACAGAAAAUCCAGGACGUUGCUGACGGCGCCCUAUCACAUUACUAGUCUCGUCGACAAAGAAGUCGUCCAUCUAAAGUUUACAGCGCCACAUUGGCCACGUUUGUACACUUUCACCGUGUGCCUCAGGUCCGAUUCGUACUUGGGCUUCGAUCAGCAGAAAGAGAUCAAGUUGGACGUGAAAGAAGCGCCGGCAGAAAUCACCGAGCACCCUCAGUGGGAGUUCGGGGACUCUGAAGAGGAGGAUCCGGCCGAAACGAACGAUCGAGAAUCGGAAUACGCCACGGACGAGGAUUUACCGGACGAAUAGGCGUUGGUUUUUUGUCCGACGGGAGCGUAUUUAUUUUUAUAAUUAUUGUUUUUCUUUUUUAAUUCGAUAUAAUAGGUUGUUUAAGAUGAGGGACUGAAUACCAUAGGUUAAGAUAAAUUAUUGAUAUGAAAUCUUUCUAUGGGAGCAGAUUUUGUUGGGGGAAAUAUUGGAACGUACUUUUAAUCAUUUCGUUGUAUUUUUGACACGAUUGAAUCCGAGAGAUAGGCUUGUUAAUCGAUUAAUAAAAUGAACAAUGAGGAAAUUUAAAAUAUGAAAUUCGGUGUUUUGGAUUAAAUAUUCAUACAUGUAAUAUAACGAUUUCUAGUAUA
Molecule: messenger RNA, 2717 nt
Organism: Phyllotreta striolata
Lineage: Eukaryota; Metazoa; Arthropoda; Insecta; Coleoptera; Chrysomelidae
Source: the annotation of a GenBank genome assembly